AUGAAAUGCCUCUGCACGCUUAACAAUCAUCCACUCGUUUCUGCCGCCCCCCCCCGAACCAUUCACUCGGUGCUGCAUCCACCCAACCAACCCAGCCGGCGCACUUGGCCGUUGCAAACACGCUGCAUCCACGCACCCAUAAACUGCUUCAUGGUGAACGAACGUUCAUGUGUGUCACGUCUUUUCGCCUUCUCGCGACUCUCUAAGUGCAUUUCGGUUGCACCCCAAGUUGACCGCUGUUUAUCACACAAGCGCCACCUGACAACCACACUCGACUUCACUACCAGUGUUGGAAUCACUAUGGUGGGGAUGAUUAUGAUGGCCACGUGUGUUUGCCCCGUGAACACGCCAGUGUGCUCCCAAAUUCACACGCCUCCUGAGCACAGCAGCACCAUGUGUGCGCUCAAACCCACAAACGCCUGUGGUGGUGGUGGUUUGGUCCCGCUACACAAUCAGCACAUGACACCCUCACACGCCUACCCACAAAACGCUCUCCAGUUGGUAGCACCGAGGACACGUGAGAACAGCCUCCACAUCGACCGCAUUACUUCGCAAACAGCGCGCAGUCGCGACUCGUCGUAG
Messenger RNA from Mesocestoides corti, 582 nucleotides. NCBI's taxonomy places the organism in Eukaryota, Metazoa, Platyhelminthes, Cestoda, Cyclophyllidea, Mesocestoididae. The record is from the annotation of a GenBank genome assembly.